Messenger RNA from Homarus americanus (American lobster), 1325 nucleotides. RefSeq names its product anamorsin homolog (gene CIAPIN1). The record is from RefSeq and is a predicted model, not a curated record. The transcript is spliced from 3 exons. Gene Ontology annotation, cellular component: cytoplasm. The coding region runs from base 155 to 991 and encodes 278 amino acids. Gene Ontology annotation, molecular function: iron-sulfur cluster binding. Lineage: Eukaryota; Metazoa; Arthropoda; Malacostraca; Decapoda; Nephropidae. Gene Ontology annotation, biological process: iron-sulfur cluster assembly.
GGAUAAUGGGACUGUGCAUCAAUGUGGUAAAGGAACGACCUGCGCACUCGCUGCCGCCGCCUCAAGAACACAUCUGGAUUUUCCAGCAGCAAAACACAGGACUCCAUCCACGUACUAUCAUUAUUGCAAAGAAAAAUAGUCCAGAUCUGGAAAGAUGUUUGGAAUUCAACCACGUCAACAGAUAAUAGUCCUCUGGAGUACUCCAGUUAAUGCGGAGGAACUACAAACGCUUGUUGGAGAACUUAAGUCAGCAGUUGGAAAUGAAGGGAAGGUGGCAGUUGAGAACUCAGAUAUGCUAAUGACUUCCAACCAUCAAGGAAGUACCUUUGACCAUGUACUAGCAGGUGUUCUUCCCCCUUUUACAUUCCUUUGUCCAGUCAACAUCUUGGGUGAAGCUCUUCGUAUUCUUAAACCAAGCGGAUGCUUAACUGUAAGAACGACAGACACAAGUGCCACACAGUCAAAUUUGAAACUAGCAGGUUUCACUUCCAUAUCAGAACCAAAGAAUGCAAAUCUUACAGAUGAACAGAAAAGGGACCUUACAACAUCAGUUGUAGAGGUGACAUGUAAAAAGCCCAAUUUUGAAGUGGGCUCAGCCAUGAAACUUUCAUUUGCAAAACCCCCUGUAUCAAAGCCAUCGGUUGGUACUUGGAACAUUGAUUUGGAUGAUAAUGAUGUAGAUCUAGCUGACCCAGAUGAUUUACUAACAGAAGAGGACUUGAGCCGACCUGACCCUGCAAGUCUGAAGGUGUGUGGAACUACAGGGCAACGCAAGGCCUGUAAAAACUGUGUUUGCGGUUUAAAAGAAGAACUUGAUGCAGAGAACAUGAAGACUGUUGAAGAAAACAAGAAAAACUUUAAAUCAUCAUGUGGUAGCUGUUACCUUGGGGAUGCAUUCAGGUGUGCCUCUUGUCCAUAUCUUGGGAUGCCUGCAUUUAAGCCAGGAGAAAAGGUGAAGCUUACAGACAGCACACUCCAGGAUACAAAUUGAGAUUUUUUUUUUAUAGAAUUUUGGUAAUACCUCAUGUUUCUUUAGAUUCAGUGUUAUCAUAUUCAUGGUUGUCCAAAAGGAUAAAUUAAUUUUGGUUUAUACAUAGAGUCAUUAUGGUGUGUGAAUCAGGUAUUUAAUAGUAUGUUAUAAGUAAGCAGAGCCAUAUAUACAAUAUAUAUUAUAUAUUUUUACUGAACUACUUGAAUAUUUACUAAUGAUAAUGAAUUUAUGUUCAACAUAAUGUGUUCAAUAUUAUUUUUUGUAUUCUGUAAAGAUCUUGCAGAAUUUGAGUGUACUGUACCUAUAAAUAAGCUAAAUACAGUAUAAAGAUGCA